AGAUGGUACUUUUUGGGGUGGUCAUUGGUAAGUGUGAAAUGCCUAGCACUAAUAUUUCACAAGAAAAUGACCAUGCAAUAAUCAUAGUUAAACGUCAAUUUGUGGCUUGCAAAUUCAGAUAAACAGCAGUGGACUUACAUUACCUUUUUCCCUAAAUCUUUUUGAUAGAAACAUAAAUGGUACUUAUUUAAAUAUAUUAUCACUGGUUUGGUGUCAAAUAGUUAAUAUUUUCUGACCGAAAUAAUAAUUUGAAAUGUGCCUACCUCCUGCAAAUGGACGUAUUUGGCCAAGUUCUCCACUUUACUCCGCUGUUUAUCGGCGAUCUCGUCGACAUCCUACAAAAAAUGUAAAUCAUCUCAGACAUAAUGGUAUCAAGAACAUUUUAAACAAGUUUCAACUUGGUUUCAAGUAGAUCAUAUUACCUGUUUAACCAUCGACAAGGGAAAUCCACAACUUUGUCCAAAUUCGGCGCCAUUUUGUCAUCCCAUGUCGCUUGUUAACAAUUCGGCCUUGUUACUCUUCCAUCCAAGCCAUUUCCAUUGCACAAAUAACAAAUUUAACCCUUUGUUAAGGGUAUUAAAAUAAAAAUACAAAUGAAAUAUGCGAUGCAGCAUUUUAUCACCCUGUAAGAUCUUGCUCACGAGUCUUUCAAAACAUUCCGUACAAAUCUCGCGUGACAAAGUAACAGGGACGUGACAGGGGGGGGGUGAAUUAUUUCACGAAGAUAGAAGAAGGCUGCGUGAAAUAGACUAAAAGCUAAAUACAAUCAUACAAACGUUUGUUUUAUUUCUUGUAGCGACAUAUUAUUAUUUAUUAAUAUGAACAAGUCAUACAAAUUAAAUGUUGAUUGUUGGUUUUAGUACGUUUUACCAUACUGUGUAAGUGUGUAACUGUGUGGGCUUUGCUUUCAUUUUUCAAGUCUCUACCCCCCCUGUCACGUCCCUGUUGCUAAACCACGCGAGAUUUGUACGGAAUGUUUUGAAAGACUCGUGAGCAAGAUUUUACCGGGUGAUAAAAUGCUGCAUUUCGCAUAUUUCAUUUGUAUUUUAUUUUAAUACCCUUAACAAAGGGUUAAAUUUGUUAUUUGUGCAAUGGAUAUGGCGUGAAUGGAAGAGUAACAAGGCCGAAUUGUUGACAACCGACAUGAGAUGACAAAAUGGCGCCGAAUUUGGACAAAGUUGUGGAUUUACCUUGUCGAUGGUUAAACAGCUAUGAUCUACUUGAAACCAAGUUGAAACUUGUUUAAAAUGUUCUUGAUACCAUUAUGUCUGAGAUGAUUUACAUUUUUGGAAGGAUGUCGACGAGAUCGCCGAUAAACAGCGGAGUAAAAUGGAGAACUUGGCCAAAUACGUCCAUUAACUAAAAACGAAAUUCUCUCUGAUAACCAAUUUGGCUUUCGAAAGUUUCACUCCACCGCUACGUCCCUUUUAGAUUCAACAAAUAGUUGGUAUGUUAACAUGGAUCGAAAAAUGUUUAACUUAGUAGUUUUUAUAGAUCUAAAAAAAGCAUUUGACACCGUAGAUCACGAAAUUCUACUUGAGAAAAUGCAAAUUUACGGUAUUAAGGAUAAGGCACAUUUGUUGCUGAGAUUGUAUCUUACUGAUCGCACCCAAAAAUGCCGAGUAAAUGGUGUUGUCUCGUCUGAACACAAAGUUAAGUGUGGUGUUCCUCAAGGCUCCAUUUUAGGUCCUUUAUUUUUCCUAAUAUAUAUAAAUGAUUUAUCUGAAAGCCUAAAUAGGACAAAGCCAAGACUUUUUGCAGAUGACACAAACCUCACUGCUUCCGGUGGUACAAUUGAUGAUGUUGAAAAUGCAGUGAACUCUGAUUUGGAAAACCUCAGAAUGUGGUUAAACGCGAACAAACUGAGUCUAAACAUUGCCAAAACUGAAUUUAUGCUCAUAGGAUCAAGAUCUCUAGUGCAUACUGUUUCAGAUUCAAAUUUAAACAUAAUGAUUGAAAACAGACCAAUUAAACAAGUGAAGGAAUGCAAGACACUAGGAGUAAUAGUUGAUCAGCAUCUCUCUUGGAAAAGUAACACUGAGAGUAUCUGUAAGAAAAUCACAUCGGCCAUUUCUGUUAUUAGAAAACUAAAAGAAUUUGUUGACCGUGAUACACUUGUUUCUAUAUUUAACGCAAUUGUACAACCAUACUUUACUUAUUGUUCUGAAGUGUGGGACAUUUUUGGUGAAACUCAAUCACAACGAUUACAAAAGCUUCAAAAUAGAUGCGCUCGAAUUAUUAUGGACAUGGGUAACGAAGUUAAUGCCCAAAUCGCAUUAAAUUCGUUAGGAUUGGAGACACUAAAAGUACAAAGAACUAAAGCUAAGGCAAAAUUAAUGUUCAAAAUUUUGAAUAUGUCUGGGCCUAAAAGCCUAACAGACCUUUUUACCUACAAGAAUGAGAAUACGCAUUAGUGUCUCCGUGACAAUGAAACAACACUCGUUUUGCCACAGCCCCACACAAAUAGCAUGAAAAAGAGUUUUAUGUUUAAUGGGGCAAAAAUAUGGAACUCAGUGCCUAAAGAAAUCAGAGGAAUUAGGUCCCAGUCUCUAUUUGAAAGAAAAAUUGCUGCUCAUGUUUCUAAAUAAUAUAUUUAUACAUACAUAUAUAUAUCCUUUAUUGUAAAUAGUUAUCUAUAUGUUUUGUUAGCUGUUUAUAUUGUCAAUUUUGUCAAUUGGAACAGUUAGAUUAUUUCUAUUUUCUUUUAUUUGAUUCCAUAAGAGUCAUAACAACACUUAUAUAUAAUAACUUUUGAACACACGCCCUUCGUGGAAAUCAAUGUUUUUAAUUGACGUAGUUAGCGUGUCAAAAUAAAAAUCUAUCUAUCUCUAUCUAUUUAUCUAUCUAUCUAUCUAUCUAUAUGGCUAUAAAUUAUAUUAUCUCAAACGUCACCAAAUAUGAGUCCCAAAACUGUUUGAUGACCUCGACGUUUCUAGCCGGCCUAGAUAAUUUCUUCACGAAAAAGUUAAUUAAAUUGUUUACUGAUAAACUGGACGAAACCUAGACGUAAAAUAGGCUGGCGUUAGCCAGAUUAUACUUCAAGUUUUCAAACCUGGUUUUCAGAUUGAUCCAGCAACAAAAUUAUCAUGCAUGUUCUUGCUAUUAUUGCAGGCAAAACAGACAAAUGAGAAGAGUGGUCCAGUGAAACAUGGUAAAUUAAAACGGCGAAUUAUAUAGCGGUUCUAUCAUCAUUUAUAAUAUAUGAACUGUUAUCUAAAACUUAACUGAUAUUAGCUUAUAUAUGGCUAUAGUAAUGUCAGUCACGCGUUAUCACUGACAUAACAACUUUAGACCAUAUGCAUGGUUUUGAAGUUUUUGAGCAAGAAGUUUUAGAGCUUACUGAAGAGAAGUUUUCUAACCAUCCAUGCACACGGCAAUAAAGAAUCUUAAAGUGAAUCUUAAUUUUUCUUUUACUGUGAUCAACUGUGAAUAUUCGAAAAAGCUGCUGUUGUCUCUGGAUGAGAAAAAGGCUAGUGGUCCUGAUGGAAUUUCACCUUCAAUUGCUGCUCCUUUUACUGCGCUACUCAGUCACUGCAUUCCCGAUUCUAUAUGACCCACUCGGAAUGGAAAUGUAGUGAUGCCAUUCCUAAUUAUAACAAGGAAGAGCCGACACAUAAAACUAACGAUAGGUCCAUUAAUCUAUUGUCUGUGAUCCCAAAGUUAGUUGAGAAAGUUCGAUCAGUUACACCAGGCGUUUUCUCCUGUUUUCUCUGAAAACUGGCUGAAGAUUGGAGAUCUGAUCUCGAUGUUAAAAAGGACAUAGCUGUUGUGGCAAUUGAUCUUUCUAUAAUGCAUUCGAUUCUAAUUUUUAUCCGCCAUAAUUUGUUGCUAGCCAAACUGAAGUCCUAUUGUUCGUUCCUACUUGUAUGGUCGUAAACAAAAGGUUGACUGGGGUCCCUGUUGUUCAGUAUUUUUGUGAACGAUGUGAACUCAGUGUAAACUUGCUCUCCCCUUCGUCUUUAUGCGCGACGACAAUAGAGAGGUUCAGAUUUGACUUCCACUAUCGCUACCUUUCAGUCUCACUGGCUUACUACCAGUGGCGGCGUCACUAAGAGCGACUAAAGGCUACACAAGCGUUUUGUCGUUAUCGGAAAAUGUAUGGCUUAUAAGUUGUCAUUACUCAUUAGUGAAUGCGUGCAUACAUGAAACUGUUUUUUACAGUUUCAAUAUUAGUUUGUAAAUCUCUGAAUGGUAAAACUUGCCAAUACUCCAAUAAUACGUUUCAAAAAAGACAAACUGAAAGCUUUAGUUUUGCAGAGUUAAAUUCUCAAACGUGUAUAAGGCACUAAUAAGAUGAAAGUAUCACGAAAUUAUUUGAAUAAACCACAUCGCAUAUAUGGGGGGCGAAUAUCCUAAAGGGGGGCGAUAUUCCUAGGGUAUUCGCCCCCACCCCCUGGGGGGGGGGGCGAUAUUCCCAGGAUAUUCGCCCCGGGGGCGAUAUUCCUAGGAAUAUCGCCCUCCUUUUGAGGAGGGGGCGAAUCUCCUGGGGGGCGACCUUUUUAAAAAUUAUAUCUCCCCCCCCCCAAUAUGAGUUUGCCCCUCAAAUGCCCCCCAAAUUGGGAGGCCUGACGCCGCCACUGCUUAAUACGCAUCUGAUUGGAUAAUCGGAUAUACCAAACGCAUCUAAUUGCGGUAGUGGUAGUGAAAGUCAAAUCUGAACCUCUAUAUAUCUUUUUAUGCUUCCUACGCCCCUGACCUGACGUUUGAACUUCAUAUAAAUGAAAUGCUUAAAAAGCUAGAUUUAUGCUAAAGUGGCAACUCUGCGAGGUCUGAGGCGCUUCAUCCCUAUUGAAAUAGCACUGUAGCAACAAAACUGUAUAAGGCCUUCAUCCUACUACACUUUGAAUAUUGCUGUCCUGCCUUUCUCGGUACUGGGAAAUGCUUUAAUAGGAAAUUCUAAUCCACCAACCCGUGAUUACGCCAUAAAAACUAUGUUUAAUAUGGGCGAUACUGCUGAUUACGUGAAACAGUUUUGAAUAUGGCAGUGCAUGCGUAGUUUCGAACAAAGGCGAUUUGAAUAGUCACUUUUUUUUGCAUAAACUACACGACUCCAUGACCAUGGAGCUCAAUAUCUUUCCACUUUUUCGGAAGUAUGGAUUUCACGCUAUAUUAUAAUCUUAGAAACAUUGGUGUGAACUUUGAGCAAGUUCGCUACAAUAGUAAUAAUACGUUAUUUCAGCAUAAUUUAUCAUUAUCUCGCUACUGUAAUGGAGGUCGAAAUUCCUAAAAGGGCGCGAUAUUCUUAAGAAAUUUCCACCGGAGCGAAAUUCUGGGUGGUGGGUUUGUUGGGACAGUAGCCAGUUGCCGUUAGAUAGUAAAUGUGCGAGUAUUUUUUGCAUUCCGGUUGGAAGGUAAUUUUUGUCUUUAUUACGUUCUUCGUUCCUCUAGCAAAAAGUUGUGAUGCGUUAUGUAAAUCAGGCAAAACAACCACAGGUGUUUAUACAAUCGACCCGGACGGACAAGGAGAUUUCAAAGUGAGAUGUGACAUGACGUCCACUCCAGGUAGGGGCUGGACCAUAUUCCAGAGACGUGUAGAUGGUUCUGUGGAUUUUUACAGAAACUGGAAUGAUUACAAAAAUGGAUUUGGAAAAUUGGCUGGCGAAUUCUGGCUAGGUUUGGACAAAAUUCACCGUUUGUCAGUGAGUGGACAUAAUGUAUUACGAGUUGAUCUUGAAAGUUUUGAAAACGAAACAAGAUAUGCUAAUUUCGGAACAUUUACUGUGGGAAAUGAAAACGAAGGUUACAUUUUGAGUAUUGGUCAAUACACAGGUAAAAAUAUUUUCAAGAUAGAACGUUCCAUAGAUUUUUCACGAGGCAAAUACAGGGGUAUAAUCUGGUGCUAAUCCCCAUGGGAGGAAUCAUCCACAUACAUGUUGCUGUUAACGGCUUCGUUAAAUCCCAAAUGGCACCUUGCAGGGAGUUUGUCCCGUGUUCCGCCUUAUUUGAUUACGUACCUAACCUACGUAUGUAUAUAUCUUUCGAAUGGCCAAACCAAAGCUCAUAAAUAAAAAAAUAUGUGACGCCAUGGUGGUGAUAGUAUUACGAAAAUCUCUCCUCAUAAAUAUUCUGGCUUCAAAAUUAAUUCCCUGCCUCAAAAGGUUACUCUAUCCAGUCCUGGUUUGAGAUCAGUGCAUGGUGCGCCCGACUUUAGAAAACAUGCGAGUUAUGUUAUUCCAAUUUACAGGCGACGCAGAAGAUUCAAUGAACUACCAUAAUGGGAUGAAAUUCACGACUAAAGACGUCGAUAAUGACUACUUUACAAACAUUCAAUGUGCUCAAACCUACAAGGGUGCUUGGUGGUACAACCAAUGUCAUCAUUCAAACUUGAAUGGCCAAUAUCUUGCUGGUCCUCACAGUUCUUAUGCUGAUGGAGUUAACUGGCGCGAUUUUAAAGGAUAUAAGUACUCUUUAAAGACAAGUGAAAUGAAAGUACAACCAAUGGCAUAGCCAAUCUGAUCACAAUCAAUUAGACUUUCUCACGUGGGCCAAUGAUCCGCCAUUUUGGGGGUAGUGCAUUCCCUCGUAAUAUAAUCUAGACAAUUAAGGUUACAGAACACCUUUGAGUAUUAAUUUCGCCUAAAUUUUUUUUAUUGGUUGCCAUGAAAGCAUUAGACUAGUUCUACUAUCUGAGCAAGUGUGGACAAAAAAUAUUGAAAACUCCGUGGCCGGGCAUAUUUUUCAAGCCCGCCCGGUGUGGAUAUGCACUCAGAGUAACACCACAAACAUAUUAUUCACCUGAGUACACAACACCAGCACAGAAAAACUCGCAGAGUUAUUUAAUAAAAUACAUUUCGCUUGCAAUCAGAAAAACAUUGAAAAUGUAAUAUUCAAAUUCAAUUUUCUCCCGAAGAAUUUUACGGCAAUUACUGAUUUUUUAAACGAGUUGUGCUCCUGCAGGUUUUAACGAAUUGUUCUCAAAUUUUCACAGGACAUAGCUAACGACGUUAGCUUUGUUCUAAUUUUGGAUAUUUUAAUAAUAAGGAGCAAUUCACACAAACAAUUCAGAAAUAUAUUGCAGUCGUCAAAGAAAUCGCCAUAUCAGCGGAAUGACGAAAUAAACAAAAAUUUCCGAACACGAUUUUUUAGAACAACUAUUUUACUGUAUAAAAAUUAUAUUUGCAUAAAUAUAUCUUAAAACCAGCAGGAACAUAACUCAAAAGCGUAAAGGUACCGCGACUUAAUAUUUUCCUGAAUAAUUCUUACAUUAUUUAAUUAGCGAGGUUUAGUAAAGACGACCGACGUCAACGAGGACGUGAAAAUGGCGUAAAAAUGGCGUGAUAUGCCCAUCUAUGGAUGUGCCCACGCCAUUUUUACGCCAUUUUCACGUCCUCGUUGACGUCGCGUCGUCUUUGCUAAACCUCGCUAUUGUUUGUCAAUUUUACAACUUUAUCAUAUUUUGCAUGCACUGGCUAACAUUUGGUGAAAAUUUGAUGAAAAUCGGACUGAUUUUGAGCGCGACGAAAGGUAACUUUCUAACGAAAGGUGUAUAUACCCUUUGCUACAAAUUGACGUAUAUAAAGGACAGAAAGGGAAAUUCUACCGCGAUAUUUGCCGACAAAAAUCGCUACAGAAAAUAGAACAAAUUACAGAAAUACAAAACAAGUUACAGAAGCGGAAGUGGGAAGGUUCUUGUAUUUUGACUGUAAAUAGAUACCGCUUGCUAAUCAUCGCAGGCUCAUUUGCAGAUAACUGAGUUAUCUGCUAGCAGAUAACUAAAUUUUUUGUAGGUUGCGUGAUUGCGCGAUUUAACUGUAAGCUCUUAGCCAAUCAAAUUGCUCAUAGUUUACCAACUAGAAUGUAUAAUAAUUUAAUUAAUAUUGCUUUAUAAAUACAAUAUGUAGUCAAUAAGAAUGAAUUACACGUGCAUGGUUAUAGAAUGAGUAAGAAAGUUUACAUUAACUUUCAUUUACAUAUAUGUUGUAAGAAAUAAUAUAUAAAAUCCAUACUAAUUAGUCAAGUUUAUAAUCCAUAUGACAAUCAUUUUUAAAAUUGAACAUUGCGCCUUUUUUUGAAACUAUAAGCCGGUUUACACGACCAGUGUUUUGAGCACGGCACCUCUGCCUUUUGACUUUCUCACGAGGUAGUCUCGGCACGUCUACCAAGCGGUGCCGUGCCUAAAUUUCGAAAAAAAAUAAAAAAUGCGUUCGACAUCGAGCAUGCGCAAAACAAAUUGUCCUCUUUCCAACAUGGCAGCAAGCGGCGAAAAACUGUAACUUGCCAAAAAAAAAAACAAAGUUAAAAAACAAAUUUAAGUAACACAGAAUGUGAAUGUUGCUCUAGUUGACUCGGAAAUUUUGAUACCACUGUUCGUCGCUGAAUAGAGCAGUAACUAGGUCGUAGCAUAUGGCUGUCCUUCGAUGCGAGUCCAUACCUCUCGAAUUCGUGGCGUGUGAAUACAAGAUGGCGCAACAUUUACGCGAGAAAACAACUCCUUUCGUCUUUAAGGGCCUGUUCAUAUGGGCAAAAGUUAUCCCGAUUAAAAAGUUGUAGGCUAACCAAAUACUUUUGUUCUGUUCACAUGGAGAAACGUUAUCCCGCUUACCGGAUAAAGUUUCCGGCUGUGACAUAGCACUGAAUAUCAAUUGAAAAGUUGCUGACACGACAGAAAGUUAUCCUGCUAAGCGGGAAAGUUAUGUUCAUAUGGGAAAAACAUUAUCCCGGUCACCGAGAUCUGGCUUGUCAACAAACGAGAUCUCGGUACACGGGAAAACUUUUUGUCUUAUAUGAACGCAGUGUAACUUUUCAUAUUAUUUUCAUACCAAGGCGAGAUCUCGCUUGUAAACUUGUCGAAAAGUUUUGUCGCUAACCAGGAUAACUUUUGCCCAUAUGAACUGGCCCUUAAAGUACUUUUGUAGUAUUGGAUUGGUUUUUUCCCUCGAUUUUCGGCUCAUAUAAUACUCUUCUUCGUUCCAAGAAAUAUAAAUAUAUAAUUCUAUUUCUGUCCGACAUCUUUAUUCUCUAAAAUAUACCGGCGUCGUAAACGGAAAGUAGAGGUGCCGUUUUCCGAUGGGCACGGUGCUUAUCAUAAAAGUGUGUCUACAAAAAGUUGUCGUGUAAACGAGUAAAUAGCGAAGUGGGAGUUUUGGCACGGUGCCCAUUUUCAGGGGUGCCGUGCCCAAAACACUUGUCGUAUAAACCGGCCUUAUGAUGUUAUCACCAAGAGAUGUAUGAGAUUGUAGAUUAUUCUGUUGAAUAAAAUAAAGAAAACAGUUGAAAUAUGCAGCUGUCCUAAUUGAUUGUUUUGUAAUCGAACAAGUGACAUGGACAAGGCCAUAAAGGCCCUGUUACACGGUGCAAUUUUUCAUGCAACUUGUCUCGCAAUGACGUUGCGAGACAAGUUGCACGAGUCAUUGCACCGUUUAACAUGCCUUGCAAUGGUCAAAAUCGUUGCGAGACAAGUUGCAUGAAGCAUUGCAGAGAGUAGAAGUCGGUUCUACUUUUGGCAACGAUUGCACUAAUUAUUUUAAGCGUUGCAGCGUGUAACAUGGCUUCGUGCAACUUGUCUCGCAAUGUUUAUAGCUUGGAGAGUUCCUGUUGGCUCUCCCCAGUACACACUUUAUUUUAAUUAAAAUUUGGCGCCAAAUAGCGCCUCUCCCUAGUCUCUUCGCAUGCCUCUGUCCCGUAUCGUUGCGAGUUGCAUGAAAAUCAUUGCAGCGUGUAACACCUCUUGCAAUGCAUUAUCAAAAUCUUUUUAUAAACAUUGCGAGACACGUUGCAUGAAAAAUUGCACCGUGUAACAGGGCCUUAAGGGAUCCAGAACAUGUAAGGUGAAAAGAGGUGAGUAAACCUAAGUAAACCAUCUCUUGGAUCCUAAGAUUGAAUCAUUGAAUCCUAAAUAGAAUAAUUGAAUCCUAAGAUUGAAUAAUUGAAUCCUAGAUUGAAUAAUUGAAUCCUAGGAUUGAAUUAUUGAAUCCUAGAUUCAAUCAUUGAAUCCUAGAAUUGAGUCAUUGAAUCUUAAGAUUGAAUCAUUGAGUCCUAAAAUUGAAUCAUUGAAUCCUAAGAUUGAAUCAUUAAAUCCUAAAAUUGAAUAAUUGAAUCCUAAGAUUGAAUCAUUGAAACCUAAGAUUGAAUAACUAAAUCCUAAGAUUGAAAAAUUGAAUUCUAAGAUGGGAUCAAUGAAUUCUAGAUUGAAUCAUUGAAUCCUAUAAGAUUGAAUCAUUGAAUCCUAACAUUGAAUCAUUAAAUCCUAAGAUUGAAUCAUUAAAUCCUAAGAUUGGAUAAUUCAAUUCUAAGAUGGAAUCAUUGAAUUCUAGAUUGAAUCAUUGAAUCCUAAAAUUAAAUCAUUGAAUCCUAAGAUUGAAUUAUUGAAUCCUACGAUGAAUCAUUGAAUCCUAAGAUUGAACCAUUGAAUCCUAAAAUUGAAUAAUUGAAGCCAAACGAGACAAAUGCAUUUCAACUAUCUCCCGCCUAAACCAAAUACUAAUUGUGUGGCUUGGAACAAUUUGCCCUGUGAUCUCAAGAGUUUUGAAACUAUUAACUGCUUCAAAAAUAAUAUAAACGUCACAAUUUCAUCAACUUAAGUCCUAAAGAGUAAAGGGACUGAGUUAAUUUUCAAUAGUUUUAGACCCAAUUCUCAACGGUGGAAAUAUGCACUUUCGGUGGAAAUAUGCACUUUCACAUUAUACUGGUUCUUAUACAACUAUUCAAGUCUUCAUUAUUAUAUGGAACGAUUUCAUUAGACUGCACACAUUUCAAAACGGAAAGCGGUCGUAAAAUGUCGAUCGCCCCACAAGCAGUGGUGCCUAAAUUACUUUGAAUUUGUACUCGAGUAAAAGUAGAAGUAAUUAACAAUAAAACGACUUGAGUAAGAGUAAAAAGUACUGGAAGCAAAACGUACUUAAGUAAAAAGUACAAAGUAUCCUUAAAAAAUACUUGAAGUACAAAGUAAAACUAAAAGUACUAUUGUCUGUAGCCUGUAGAGGGGGAGGGGGACUUCUCCAAUGGAUUGACAUACAAAAGAUACAAAACAGCACACGCAGUAUAUACUUUAUAUGCGUGCACCGAAUAUACGAUAUUUCACGGCAUGGUCUACUUUCCAGACCCCGUUGAAGAUAUAAGAAAUUAAAUAAAUAAUGCUUAUAAGUACGUCACAAACGAAGGAUCCCAGACGCAUGUAGAGGUCGUAUUACCCAUCCCGAAAUUAAAAUAAAUCUGAAAUAAAUCACGUAAAAUUAAACAAAAGUUAGAAAGUAACGAAAUACUUCUCCACAAAAUGAAAAUAACGAAGUAAAACGUUACUUCUUAAAAUGACUUCGUUCCAAGUAAAAGUACUGCAGAAAAAGUUUACUUUGUUACAUGCUGACUUCUCAAAAAUAGUACUCAAGUACAGUAACGAAGUACAUUUACUUCGUUACAUGACAUCACUGCAUACAUGUACAAGUUGCGAAAUGCAAAUCUACCUUAAAUACCGGGUGUCCCCCCAAUAAUCUGGACGCUACUUGAUUUCAUGUAAACGUAAAAGCUAUAAAAGCGAUAAUGCAUUCAGAAAUGACUAACUUCGAUUUUGAUAUAUAGCACUUAAAUUUACAUGCAAUAAUCCAAUAUUGACUGCGCUAUUGAUGUUUGAACGUUGAACUACUGUUUUUGAAAAUGCAAAAAAUUAGCAUAAAACAACACUUAUAACUUGUUUACAUCUUUCAAACGUUGGGGCUUAACUCGAAGAACAAAAUGUUUGACUUUGUUCGAGUUAAGCCCCUAUUUUCUAACUCCAGUUAUGUACUUCGAGUUAAGCCCUCGACGGAAAUGGGUGUGGCAUGGGCGUGACAUGGGCGUGGUCCGGGCUUAACUCGAAAGGGCGUGGUCGGGGCUUAACACGAAGGGCUUAACUCGAGAGGCUUAACUCGAAGAUUUGCUACCCCUCGUCAGAUAUGUAAAGAUAUGUAGAUUCUAUGUUUAGAUAUCUGUAAAUUCACAAGUUAAUAUUCUUGUACUGCUCAAUGUACUGCUGUAGUAAUCAAUAAAUAAAUGUAUCCCUAAGAAAGUUAUUUAAUAAUCGUGAGUUUUUUAAGGUCGUGGAAUGAGGUGUGAAACUUAUGGAGUCAGCUGGAGCGAAAUUGAGGUUGUGUGAAAUGGGAAGAUUGGCGUGGAGUGAGGUGAUGUAAAUUGGUGUGAGGGUGGUUUGAGUUGGUAUGAGGACAUGAGGUGGAGUUUAGUUUUUUUUAGUUUAGGACAUCACAACAGGCUAUUGCCCAAUUGUAGGAGAUGCGAGGUAUGAUUUAACGUCCUUAUCCGAGAAGACACGAACGUCUAACCAUUUACUGAUGUCAAUGUAAAGGUAGCUCUUUCUCUUCAGUUAUUUUAUGACCUUGCGUAGAGGUCCAACAAGAUCUAGAAUAGAACCCGGCUCUCCCAGCUUGAAAGGCAAGCAUGGUGACUACGACACCACGUGUGCUGGUUAAUUAAGUGAGAUGGUGUGAGGCCUGAUGGUGUGAGGUGGUGUGAGUUUUGCAACAAAUUGAUCAUGAUCAUCAUUCAUAAAUUAUCUGUCGCUCACGUCCACCAAUAUAUUCUCUCUGAGUUAGAGUUAAAACCCCUACAGGUUCAGGCCACAAUGCCGACAUCCCAAAGCUGCCAUCAUAUCAAUUAGACUUCAUAGCCCAGCCUUCUUCAACACGAUAUCAAUUGUUACCAAAAUCUUUAUGGGCAAAAUACCAAUAACUCAUUUUCUUGCCCAUGCAUGUGGGGAUUUUUCCGACUUCUCCAAGAUCGACUGAAUGAAUUUAAAAUAUCCAAAAGAUAAUCUAAGCUCGGAUCUAACACUAAGGCUGUUUUGAAACGGCACAAUAAGGUCAUGUCAUCAACAAAAACGUUGGUGAACCAUAAUGCAACAGAUAAAUUUCCCACUCGCUGUUUUCCAACUGAUUUUUAACUGAUCACAAUGUACUGAUUAUAAUAUAGUCGUUUUGAAAUAAAACAAUAUAUUUAAAUGAUUAAUGAUUUAAUGUGAAUGUACAAAGCACUGUCCUAGAUCCGUCCUCGCUCAAUACAACAUGCCAUGUGUUCCCUGUCCCGUGACUCGAUCAUGUGACCUGACGUCACAAUACUAUAUCCCUCCUUUCCUUUUAGAAUAAAACAUUCAUAAUUAACAAUUCAACAACUAAAACUUCAAGUUUGUAUAGGUUUCUGUUGGUUGACGGGAUAACACAUCAGCAGGGUUUGACGAUCCUGGUCGGUAUUGCACUUGGUACAGGUACUGCCGCAUUUGGAGAAGCCAUCUCUCAAUGCGUGGUGGUGGUUUGGAUUUAGGGCUAUAAAUCAGUUCAAGUGGCUUAUGGUCAGUGUAGAGGGUAAAUUCUUUACCUACAAGAUACAAAUGGAAGCGUUUACAGCCCCAUACCACUGCAAGGGCUUCUUUUUCUGUCUGCGAGUAGCGGCGUUCAGUGGGGGUAAGGGUGCGACUUGCAUAUGAAAUGUUGCGUAUGGUGCCAUCCUCUUGUAUCUGAGACAGUAUGGCCCCAAGACAGACAGGACUUGCAUCAACAGUCAGGGUUGUUUCUUUGGCAGGAUCAUAGAAAGCCAUGCUGCAAUCCUCUGCAAUUGCAGUCUUAAUUUUCUCAAAAGCUUGUUGGUGGAUGACAGUCCAUUGCCAUUUUGUUGACUUCUUGGUCAGUUCGUUCAGAGGAGCUGAAAGAGUGGCAAAAUCCUUGAUAAAACGAGCGCAGUAGUUAGCUAAACCAAGGAAACUUCGGAGCUGAGCAACAUUCUGUGGAGUUGUCGUUUUGACUAUGGCCUCAACUUUCUUGGGAUCAGUAGAUAGACCAUCUUUGGACAAACUGUAACGGCCAUAAAACCAUAAACUUAGUUGGUUGUAUUCACAUUUAUCACCAUUCAAUGUUAGGCCCUUGGCAUCUAGGCGUUGGAACAAAGCUUCAAGAUUGCGAUCAUGUUCUUCCUGGGAUUUUCCCCGGGCUGUGGAGUCAUCCGCUGUGUUGCGGGCGCCGUAAGGGCCUUGGGGUGGCUGUUGCGGGGCGUUCUGGGAGCUUCGGGCGCGGGGCGGGGGGUGCCUGGGGGUGGUCGCUUAUGUCGGUGUGGGCCUUCGUGUGUGCAGGUGGUGGUGGCGGGUCUCGGUUCUUCUUCCGGUUCGGUUUGUUGGUGGCCGGCGCGGGGGUCUUGUUUUUUUUUGGGGGGGGGGCGCGGGCGCCGGUCGUGUCCUCCGUGGGCUCUUCCGCGGUGGGGGUGGGGUGCUGUUCUCGGGUUGUGGCUCGGUUGGGUUGUCGGUAAUCGCCACAUACUCUAGUUUCGGAACUGAUUUAUAGCCCUAAAUCCAAACCACCACCACGCAUUGAGAGAUGGCUGCUCCGAAUGCAGCAGUACCUGUACCAAGUGCAAUACCGACCAGGAUCGUCAAACCCUGCUGAUGUGUUAUAAUCUUUUUAGUUGUUGCGUUGUUAAUUAUGAAUGUUUUAUUUCGUCACAAUACUAUACUAUACUGAUAUCAACUAAAACAGGCAGGGGAAAAAGAUACCACCUUGCCUAGUAGCAAUAUACCACUUGUCACAUAAAAACUUGUCAUAGAAAACUUGCUCGUCUGUAUUACUGUAACCGGCUUAACAUUACAUCAAUUCAUUUAUACACCGAUACGAUCAAAAGCCUUGCUAAUGUCAAUAUAACGUGUCUAAUAUUAUGCUGUAAUAGUAAUUUAAAAGGGUUUUUAAAUAUUUUAUUGUAUUUUUUUAUUUCUAUUGUAUUUUUCCUCGAUCUCUUUCCUCGUGGAUCCGUUAUACCUUUUCAGGCGCAAUAACACUUAUGCCAUCGUUCUUUGUAAUUACGUCAUUUUCUAUUAGGCCACUCCAAAUUAGACAUUAGUUUCCCGUCCGGCCCUUAUUUCAAAUUACACGCGGGCGGGCGGUCCAUUUCCAUUAUCCAUUAUGGUGUCUGAAAGAUGAAACACGGCCCAUUAUUUCAUGAAAUAGAUACUCGUUUUAAAUAUCCAUUCAGUCACGUUUCUACGCAAUGUUUUAGAGUUUUUGUAUGCAGAAAUGAAAGCCAGGAUAUUAACCUCAUCGGUUUUGACGUUCAAAAAUCAAAACUUGUAACGGAAGAAGUGUGUAGCUCAGCAGUUCGUAGUGAAAACGGAAAAAAAUUCACGCUCUUUGAUAAAAGUUUCAAGAAUUUUAUUUCGAUUUUUACGUGUUGUAUCAUAAAUAUGUAUUUCUUGAACGAUAGAUUAUUUGAAAACUGUGGUUUUCGUAAUUGUUUGUCACAAAAGUCAAAUAAUGGAAACAACUUCGCAAUAAUGGACAAAUCAUGCGGCCAGUUCUAGGAGACGCGGGCGGAGGACGGGAAACUAAAGUCUAAUUUGGAGUGGCCUUACAUCGACCCCUUAUAGUUGUUGUCCCGAAGGCUAAACACGUUUACGUAAAUCAACCUCAAUGUUUGACUGUUCUUUAUCAUUCGUAUUACGCAGGAAUUAGCGCUGACCUUUGCGUAGGUUUAAAAAUACGUGGAUUAAGGUAAUUCCGCAGUUUUGCAUUGCGCACUUUUACGGCGCACAUCUUAUAACUUAUAAUUUCAUCCAUUAUACGUUCAUUUUAUGACAAUUUUAUGUUAUCUUUGGUUAAAUUCAUGCAAAGAAUUACGUUAAAAUAAAUGUUUUCAAAAAAGGCAUGCAAAAGUGUAGCUAGGGUUCCCUGUGGGCUGUGUCUGUAGUAUAUAUAUUUACUUGUAUUUCACGUUUUAAUGCCACAAUUUCCUAAAAAGAUCGGUGACCCCCGUUUUUUAACUGAUAAUUUAUUUCUUUAAUGCAUUUUACAUUUCAUAUCCGAAAUUAAAAGAAAAAUCAUUUCUGGAUCUUGAAAAAAAAAACUUUAUCAAUGCAUGUUCUCAAAGAAAGAUAUGUAAAGAAAUGUGGAAAAGACAUUUGUGAAUCAGAAUUGUACACGUUAGUGGUUUCAUUUUGCUCAAAACACAAUAUUUUUUCAAAAAUAAUUACAGGAUAGGUUUACGCCAUAUUGGAGUAAAGGUGGUAUAUUGUGAUUGUCAUAUCUUCUUAACGAGUUCGGUGACCCCAUGCAACCUUGUUCAUGUUGUGUGAUUUUACUUUAAGUAUAUCAUAAACUCCAUGCCUUGGAAGUUUCAGCACAUUCUCAUUUCGGGACCAAUUUCUGCGGAAUUACCUUAAGCUGUCGGAAAAGAUCUCAUUUUAUAAAUGCAUGAACCUUCGUCUUCCCAUGGAUAAUAAAAUAAAUGGAUAGGAAACUAGCUGACGUGACCUAAUGUUUUUACUGGGAUUAAUGGCGUGGUUGGAUGCCUCAACCUAGUUGAAAAUCAAAUUCUCAAAAACGGCAUGUUUAGCAAUAAUACAGCUAAACAUUUUAGUCAAAGAGCAAAUAAAUGUAACCACGCCAUUCUACGAUGAAAACUUUAAGUAUUCCCAGUCAAUUUUAGCAAAUAUUUCAAGCACUAAACAGUGAAAAAUACAUCACAAAUUUCGUUAAAAUUUGUGACGAAAAACAUUUACCUUGACUACUUUGUCGUGGCUUAGGCAUGCUUUUAAAACAAUUAGACCAGUUUAUGCUUCAAUAUCACCCUUUUAAAGUGGAAAAUAUAGCAAAACAAACAAAGCUGGGAAAUUUGUUGUCGCUGUGCAGAGAAAUUGCUGGCGCACGCGAUAUUUUACAAAUAUUCGAAAAUUUGAAAAAACAACACGAGUGAAAUUUCAACUGAUGAUUUUGCAUUGUUAAGACGGCGAUCAAGGAAAUUAAAUUGUUGGAAAAACUUCACUAACAUCUCAAGUAUGGAAAGCAUCUACAUUACCAGAAAUUUAAUUGUGGAUUGAUUCAAAAUUCAGGCGAUAAAGUUACAUAGCUAGGAGUUGGCUUUUGUGCUUUUCGAAUAUCAGUUUUCAUUCGCGGAUUACCAUAACUUGUUGCCUCAUGGAUGCCAAAAUCGAUAUAAACGUAAACUGCUAACCAAGAGCUAUAAAACAAAUAGCUUUUCAAAAAGAUAAACUUUAUUCAGUCAAAAGGAUGAGGAUAAAUAAACAUCCUACUGCGUGAUAGUGAUUUCGAAGCAACUUUGUCACAUAUAUUUUAAAAAGUGUGAUAAUGAAUCAAAUUUUGCUUUUUGCAAUCCCGAAAAGGUAUGAAAAUUAUUUAAAUAUUUAAGGUUUCCAUGUUUCUAAAGUAUUUCUUUGAGAAAAGUAAAAAUUUUCCCGAUAAAAAAGCAUAGUUUCUGCAGAAAACUGUUUUCUGAUAGAGAAGGUCCUGGGGGAGGGGGUGUAGAAGCGUGCGCGGAUAGCAAAAAACCUUGACGUUUCCUCCAAAAAAUUAAUACCAAAUUUUGUUUUGCCUUUGUUUGAUAUGUAAUUUAAACAAGUUUCUUUACAUCUAAAAAUUGCCCCUAGUGGUCAAAACUUGGAUUAGGUUCGCAGUAUUGGCCAUUUGUUUACUUUUUGGGAUCAAAGUUUGAGGUCCAAUUAUUUUUAAAGUUUGCAAACUACCCAGCUAAUUCUUGGCUGUUGUUUGCAGUCUUGUAUGCUGAUUAAAAUAUAGUUUAGUCCACAAUAGUAGAUCCUUUCAAUGAAGGGAAAUUCAAAAUAGUAUAUGUGAUUACUUUUACAGCAGGUCAAUUUCACAUGAGACAUUGAAAAUGGCAAAAUUGCAAAAUGCAACAUUAUGUGGUGCUAACCACAUGUUUCCAUAGUUAACACAUUGGAUUAUCAUAAACCAAAACGAAUUUUGACCCAUGCCCACUCUGCGGCAAACCGUCGAAUCUGCACUUGUUUGUUGCUAUUGUUCUGUGGAUAAAGUGUGUUUAUUUAAAAUAAUUAUAACUCAGUCACUUUAACUUUGAAAUAAGUUAUAUUUCUUAACAAACACAGUCUAAGGUUCACAUAUCAUGAUGACAAUGUUAGAUCAGACAAUAUCCAGUGUUGCUGUGAUUUAUGGUGCAUCGAAGUUUGGGUAGGAGAAAUGUAAUGUCCGCAACAAAAGAACAAUUCAAUUUAUUUUUCAGCCAAAUGUCUAGCUCUUUUGACAUUAUAUUUGUGCUGCUUUUUUAAAAUGGUAUUAACAUUAUUUAGACUGCAAAAAGACAAUAAAAAGUAUUAACAUGUCUUGAAUAAUGUGUUGCGGACAUUACGUUGCAGACAUUACAUUUUUGAAAUUGGAGAAUUAGAUGCUUAUAUAAUUGUCUUGCUUGAGUUCUAUAGUUAUUUUAAGCUUGAUGACUUAAAAAUAGAACAUUAAAAGGACUAUGGGACCCUUACUUUUAAAUAUAAUCACUCCGUGCUGUAUACACAAUCACAGUGACACAAUUCAUCAUGGAAAGUUUCCAAGUUACAUAUAAUGCCACUACCGUAUACUGCCAUUGUACCAUCAGUUUUGUAAGGCAUAUGUUGUUAAGAGCAAAAUCAUGUUUUAAUUCAUGUUUGUUUUGAUCAUCUUCCACUAAACCCAGGGGUGUUAAUUAUCCUCACCAAAUGUAGUAAAUGCAAAACUGUCACAUAGAAUGGUCUACAAACAUGACACUUUAUUUGCUGCACAACCCAAGUCAUUGUCUGAGUCUAUGCGCAACAAAUAUUGCACUUUUGAAAGAUAUUAUUGUCAACAGAAGAUAAAAUACUGUAAUAUAUGUGACCAUGAUUUCAUCCCAGGAUUUAUGGUGGUAUACACAUGGGCAUACAGGAAGGAAAAAAUUAGGGGGAGGAAAGAAAUUUGCCUGACUUUUUCGGAUUGUGCCCGCGUUGUUAAAAAAAUUUCCGGAGAAACUUUCCAAAAUUGUUGUCGACGUAGAAUUCCUAUUAGAUAGAUAGCAUAUUUCCCACACAAUUGACAGAAUUCCCCACAAAAUUGACAGAAUUUGUCUCAUUUAUUUUUAUAAUAAGCCAAUAUUGCCCAAGUGUGAAGCGAAUAUUGCCCGACUGGCUUUGUUUGCUCCACCCCCCCCCCCGGCCGGUACGCCCAUGGGUAUACAAAUGUAAAUAGAAUUAAGCUAGAAUGCCUGUUAUGUGGACUAGAAACAUUGAAGUGCAUAAUCAGUCGCCCAGUUUUGUUUUCCUAUCAUUUUUAAUACAGAUUGCUAUACAAUCCCAAAAAUGUAAUGUCCGCAACAGUUUCAGUGUAAUGUCCGCAACACAAACUUUGCACUAUAAAAGCUGCGCAAGGGCAUUGUAGAACAUCUCGUUUUCAUAUUUUUUAACCCCAAUUAUCACUGACAGCAGGAAGUGUUUUAGUUCCUUUGAUACCUUUCAAAGUUCACAGGAAAUUACAUUUUAAAAACAUCACUUCAAUGUGUGGUUGAUUUUGCUGUAAUGUCCGCAACAGUACUUUGACUUUUUAUUACAAGAAUUGAUUACGAGGGAAUUUUGUUUUAUUUUAUGAAAUCUUAAGAGGUCCCCUUAAGGUUUUCUAUGACAAAGUUCCCAGGAAACAGAGCAUGUUUUGUAUUAAUUGUUUUUCUGUGAAUGCAAUGUCCGCAACGUGAAAUUGCCCAGCACUGUCAUUACAUAGGUAGGGUGUAAUGCCAGGCCAAAUUGCAAAAAAAAUUACCGAUUCCUCCAAAUUUAAAAUCUUAAUUUUUUGCUCCCAAGGCACAUAGGAAACAUAAUUUAACAAUGAAUUUUGUUGAAAAAUUGCCCCUUUGCGUCUAAUUUCGCUUUGAAAUGCGUGUGUUUACUGCUCUUGUAUGAAGCAAGAGUUUGAAAACAUUCCGAAGUACUGUAAAAUGUAAUGAAAUCGACAACUUGACCUUGCCCUUGAGACCUUGUACUGCUAGAUCAGUGGUACUGCCUCAGCACUGAAAUGUUUUUUGACAACGAUAAUUUACCAGUGUUUCUUGAAUAUUUUCCUUGUUUAACUAGUAGAACCGAACGUACAAGUGCAUCAGAAGACUAAGCGAGAGUUUUGUGUAGAAAUGCUCUGUUUACAGGAAGUUAUUUUGCAUUCGCAAGCGUCAACAAAACUGCGGCAUCAAGUUCACAGUUUGAUUAUCAUAGCGAUAGAUAAAAGCUUUGGAAAUUCAAUUGAAAACAUUUUAAACCACCCGUAUUUGUAUAGAAUAUAUGUUAAUUGUAUUAACAUUGAACUUCUUUCUGUUUGAAUCCAAAGUUGUACUUGUUUUGCGUUUGACAAGGCUGUCAGGCCUUUUUAAUAUACCUCAGUCAGGCAUGACUACAGAUUUCAAAUAGCAUGUCAAAUGUCUUCUUGUUUGUGUCAAGAUUAUAAUAUUCUAUUGCUGUUCAAACGAGAUAUUCUACACACUGGAAACAUAGAGUACAUUUUACUUUGUCUUUGUCUCAAGGAAAAAAGUAUAAAGAUUAAACAGGCAUUCAAAAAUAUACAACAACCACGAACAUCUCGUAAUAUUUCUUCGGGGAAAUCUUCAAGUUUCAAUGGAAAUCUGGCGCAUGCGCAACAAAUUUCCCAGCUGUUUAAUAUUGCCUCAAAUUUCAAUUUUACACAAACUUUUUCCGCUACGUGGAAACACUUACAAGCAUGAUCCAAUAAAAAAGCUUAGGGUCGGGAUUUCGACGUCCAAAAGCUAGGUAGGGUCGGGAAACCGGAAACCCACAUAUAUUUUUUUUGGCCUAACCCCAAAAAUGUUAUUAUCCACUGUGAUAUUGAACAACCUGGAAAGAAUACUAUAAUCAAAAUCCUAGAAAUUGUCGAUUUAGUUAAACAAAAACAUCCGAACUGUAUCCUCAUUAUUAUCAGGAAAGUAUGAACUCAACAACAAAGUCCCAGCCAUUAAUGUAGAACUUAAAAUUCAACAUUCCUCCAAAGAAGUACUUGAACAAAAGGGGUGUUAAAAAACUGCAAAAACGGCCUGAGAUGUAAGUAACCAUCUGAAAGAGGAUAUAAUUUUAUACUACAUAUGUAGUUUUAAGAAAAUCCUAUAGAAUACCAGGCAAGAUUUUUACAAUUAAAAGGACAGUCCUGUUUGAGUGGGAUUUUCGUUCAUUUUCAGGCUUGCAACACUUACCUGUAAGUAACCAUUUGAAAGAGCAUACAAUUUUAUACUAUAUAUAAAUUUUAAGAAAAUUGUAUAGAGUAGCGGGCGCAAAAUCUGCAAAUUAAGUGCAGGAAGUUCCUCACAACGCAUAUAAUUAGGUUAGUAUAUCAGAUGUGCAUAAUACAGUCCAAUUUGAGUGGGGUUUUCAUUCAUUUUAAGGCUUGCACCACUUAUGCGUAAGUAAACCAUUUGAAAUGGAUAUAAUUUUAUACUAUAUAUGAAAUUUUAAGAAAAUCCUAUAGGUCUAGCAUAGCGAGGCACCUACAAACAAUUUGAAAUGGCCCAAUCCACUUCCACGCCCCCAAUUUCCAUCCUUUUGGUCUGCGCAGGAACACUGUUUCCCCUGGGGUGAAUGGGCACCAUGUGCCAUGUCUGUUCAUUACAUUUCCUGUUUUUUUCUUACUUCCUCAUUUUAAAGUGUUCUUUAUAAAACUAAACUGCCUUUAAUUAAAUGGCUUUAUUGAUAAACUUUGAGUUCGCAAUAAAAUGAUUUCAAAUUCUCGCAUGCAAAUAACUUUGCUUUCUUUUUUAUUUAAAAAAUUUAAUAUAAUAAAAAAGGGAGUCAAUAUUAAAAAUACACUGAAAUUAUAUGCUGUCUUGUUUAGUUGUUUCAUAUACGCAAAGGCCGUCGGGUUUUAAAGCAAUUAUAAAAUCAAUAUUUAAAACAAAUUUACCUUUGUUAACGUUGGCUCCCUUCUUUUAGCCAAUUCCUUCACCCUUUCUUUCUGAGAAAGCUUUUGAAAUUUACAAAAUCUUUCAAAAAUGCGAGCAAAAAUGAAAUAUAUUUGCAAGAAAUCUGUCAAUCAUCAAAUCAAAAAAUAUUUGCUAUUUCACUGUCGUUAUAAUGCAAACUUUAAAUUGGUCCAAUCGGUGUCUGCUAUUCAUGAUAGCCCUCCAUAUUUUUGAGAUCAGUGAGGAUGAUCACCCAUCCAACACCGUUGGUCACCCAUGCCCACGAUUAUUGAUGAACUUUAGACUUCGCUAAUGCUUUCGUUUCCCUGGGUGUAAAUAGCCGGGGGGAAUUAGUACCCUCGCACGGCGCUUCGCGCCGUCGGCUCGGUAAUGAGCAAAUAGACAGUUUUUCAGUAUCCUUUCAUCAGAAGGGACAUAGCUUUUAUCUCCCAAUUCCUCCAUAAAAAGUUUGAACACAUAACCACACAACUUUAGAGGAAGAUAAAUGAUGGGAAGUGGAAACUGAAUCCAGAUCUGUCUCCAUUCUUCAAAUAAGUGUGCCUCAUCAAUCACACUCAUAACAACAUGAUGCUGAAGACUGCUGGACAUCAGAACUUGUAGACCUUCUCUACAUGAAAUGAAUGCCUCAGGAUGGGCAAAGAUUAUCUUGAAGUUCUCUUUCUCGAUACUUUCCUUGGUUUUUUCAUCAGUAAACAACUGCAGGGAUUGAAUUUCUAGUGCCUCUUCAUUAUCACUUUUGCCCUCCGAUGCAUUAUUUUCGGAAGACAUAAUCGUGGUGGUAAAAACAGAAGCUUCAAUUCCACGAUUUUUAAAUAUCGAUGUUUGAUUGCUAAUUAAAGAAUUUAAAGGUGUGAUGAUUAGAAUCUUUAUAACUUUAUUGGGAAAUUAACAAUAAUGAUAAAUAGGUAUCACCCAAAAGGAAAAGUGCAAAACGAGUCAGAGAAAGCCCAUGCAAGGCACCUCCCUUAUAAACUUUACAAUUAAAUUUACAUUACACUAUAAAUUAUAGUUGAGGUAAAGCUCGAUUUGUGAAUACCCAGAACUGAUCUCCCAAAUACAUAAAACGCAGAUUUUUGAAAAUUUGUACAGAAAAUAAAACUAACUUGGUUUUGAAUACAUGUGACUUGGGCAUGUACACAAAAUGAACUUUGCUUCAAUCAAAGAACUAUACAUUAUUUUAAUUUCUGUGACAUGGGCAGUCCCAAACAAGAGACCAGGUACAUGGUAUGUCUGCAUCAAAAACUGAAUUACGUAAAAACGAAUAAGUCAGAUGAAGAAAGUUCUUAAAAGUAAAUGUCACGAAGCUAUUAGGUGACGCAGUUCUACACCCUGCAUUCCAUAAAUGAACUGUUCGAUUAAAGUAAGAGUUUUUAAAUGUAGUUGUUCUAUGUAACAGCACUUUAAGUAAUACACUAGGAUUUAAGGUUAGUCGAGAACGAUCAUGACUAAUAAAACUAAUACAAUUGCAAUACAAUGAACGCCAGAUUUUGGUUUCCAUCAAUAAAGGACAUGUUCUCUUUAGGCGACCAAGCAUCUUGUUAGCCUUUAGCUGUUACACAAGAGAUUGUCUGUAACGAUGAUGCUAAGAUCUUUUUCCUUCCGAACGCAAAGCAACAAGGAUGAGCCCAGAUGAUAGUUGUAACUCACAGGAAUUUUCUUUUGAGUCAUGCUCAAAACCUUACAUUUUGAUGUGUUGAACUUUGUUGUCAAUGACUGUCAGUCGUAGGGUUGAUGUUUCCAAACAACUUUGUAUCAUCAGCGUACAUAGCUUCUGAAGAGCCAUUGGAUAUUACUUCUGGAAGAUCGUUUAUGAAGACAGCAAAAAGUAUCGGACCCAAGAUACUUCCUUGUGGCAUGCCAGAGAUAACAGGAACACAGCUUGAUGGGACACCUUCGACAACAACUUUUUGGGUACGUCCACUUACAUAAUUAUGAAACCAGCCGAGAAGACACCCUCUGUAAUGCCAUAUGACUUCAGUUUCCUUAGAAGUAUUUGAUGAUCUACAGAAUCAAAAGCUUUGGCAAAGUCAAGUACAGUGGAUAUGUAGAAGCUCUUUGGAUGGCUCCAAAAGCACACAAAGCAAAUUGCGAGGGGACAAUUAUCUUGAAAUGGAUAAUAGUUUGACCAGCCCCAUUUUAGCUGUACAGUAUUUAGUCCAUUUAAUUUACAACAAAGAAUCUGCUUAUAUGGAACUGAGUUACUAGGCUAGCCAAGUAAUAUAUCUUGCUUUGUCUUGCCAAUAGAAGGAGGUAUAGUUAUUUUAACCCACUGACUGGCCCAAGUAUGCAAUACUUUGUUAUUUUACCAUGUAUAAUGACAUAUGUUUUACAUGUCAAGUGGAGAGUCUCGCCAAUUAAAGCAUUAAACUUGAAAAAGAAUUUGUUAAAAGGUUUGAAUCCAGGUUCAUUCAUUUUUUGUUUGUUUUAUUGUUUUUCUAGAUUAUUCUUCUUUUAUUAUUUUUCUGAUUCGAUUUGUUUUUUAAGUCUUUGAAAAUGGUCUUCAUAUAGGAAACCGAAACGUCAGACAAAACUUAUUUAAUUUUGUGAUAAUCUAGAAGAACAAUAAAACAAACAAAAAUUGAAAAAGAAUAUUAAUAAGAAUACAAGAUAUGGUAAAGAUACAAGAAUAUCUUCCCUCUUGAUGAUUUAUGUUAUUUUAGCUUGUAUUUGUAAUAUUUACAAUGCACAUGCAUCUAUGGUAUAAUACAAAGAGUUUACAUGGCAAAUAUAGUUGGCCAAAAUCUCAGCAAGGAAGGUAGGUUACUAGGUUUAGCUCUAAUGGGCUGGUUAUAAUUUUUCAAUUUGUACAAUAGUUGAGAUCUAUGUAUUAAUGCCAAAUAAAUUGUAUUAAACUAAACUCUAAGGAACCAGAAGUCUGCCAUGUAUUCAGAAAUUGCUUAGGUGGGUGGGUCUAUGGGUAGCCAAAAAUUAUACAAAAAGCUUUAGGUCCACAACAUGUGGAUGGACUGAUAUAGACAGCAUCCCUGUUUGGUCUUGGUUAAGUUUUGACCAAAGUUUUUCUCUCAAAUAUAUUUAACCGUUUUACAGCUGUUUUAAGAAGCUGUGAUCGUCCGAGCUUUGAACUCGCUUGGCUGGCUGGCACAUGGUCAUCAUCGUCAUCUAGUGGUAUUACAGGCAUUCGCCCUCAGUAGCUGUACCUGACCUAUCAUAUGAUAUGGUGGUGCUGAUUUUGUGUACCCAUUUGAUCUUGAGAUACUCCGGGAUUUAGAACAUCUGUUUGGCCUUAAAACAUGGCAGAGAAUUGCUUUAACAUUUGCGGAGCCAUUUAUGCCAAAAUCGCUGAAGAAAGUUUUGCAAUAAAACCUCGAUUGGCCACUACGACCUGAACAAGGUCCAUCCUACCUUCCAUUGUGUCUUCACGCAUCGAUGGAUCAGGAUUAAUAACAUUUUCCAAUUCUGAAAUAUUUUCUUGCUUCACCACGCUUGAGUGAACAAAAAAGACAAGCAGAAGGCGCAGGUCAGCGGUGAUGUUAGGAUGGACUAAGAAGAUUAUUUUUAUUUUGUUAUAGUUUAUAUACUUUAAAUUCACUGUAAAUAUGUUAAAAAGGAGUGAACAAUAAAGAUAAUGCAUUGUUAAAUUGAGUCGAGUAUCUCGAAAUAUAAUCCAUUUUAGAGAAAACAUUCCAAUCUAUAUUUUGUGAUAGUAUUCAGCUUGCCUUCCAGUAGGCAUGGUUCACUACGAUCGAAAGCAAUAGGUCAUUAUUUCCCUCUCAAACUUUACAAAAUUAUUGGGGGGGGGGAGCUGAUUCCCCUUCAGCCCCCCCCCCCAAAUCUCAAAAGCCCUGUGGUUAUUUACAUUUACAUUUACAUCCUUUAUUAUCUUUCUCCAGUAGGGCUUUUCAAUGACAAUUUACAGUUAAAAUAAAAUAUUUGCAACUAAUACAAUUACAUAAUAAUAUAUGAUACAAAUUCAAAACUAUUCAUGUAGGAACUCAUGCAUUAAUUUAACUAUUCAUGUAGGAACUCAUGCAUUAAUUUAGAUUUUAAAUUCUUUUUAAAAUGAAAACAUUUUUAGAUAAUUUAAGGGACAAGUCUAAUUCGUUCCAUAGUGUAACUAUCCUAUAAUAAAAGGUCCUUUGUCCGCUGGCUGUUUUAAAAAGAGGAAUAUUUAAUUUUUGGGAGUUACGGGUGGUACAGUUACUAAUUUCUACACGUUUGACAAAUUUAGUAGAAAGGUAUUCAGGAGCACAACCUGUCAUGCAUUUAAACGCCAUUAUAGCGCAGCGGUAAUACAGUUGUUUUGCCACUGGGAGCCAUUUCAAUUCUUUUAGCAGUGGCGUGAUGUGAUCGUAUUUGCAUGCUCCGCAAACAAUACGAUAAGCAAAAUUUUGAACAGCUUGGAGUUUCUGGAUGUUCUUCUGUGACGUGUUCGCCCACACAUUAGAGCAAUAAUACAACUUACUAAAAACUAAAGCGUUUAUAAUAGUUAAUAGAGUUUUAUCGUCAAAGACAUGUUUGACACUGUUUAUCUGUGCCAGGUAAGACAUACAUUUGGAAACAGUUUUUAUAACGUGUUUGUCGUAUGUAAGGUGAGAAUCCAAAAUAAUACCCAGGUCGUUGGCUGUAUCAACAUACUUGGUUUCCUUCAAAUUUAAACUUUAGCAGACCUAAUGUAAAGACUAAUUAUGGAAUGCACACUUUUCGUUAUGUCUUGUCAAAAAUUCAAGAAUCAUUAAAUAAUGGUAUAAAACAAUCCAACUCAAUUACUACCAUUUGCAAUCUUCCAUGAACCAUGCCCAAUUAAUGUAUUUGUUAACGUUUCUAUCGAUGACAGUUGAUGACCCUAAUUGGACUAUUUGACCUUGAAAUGUCAUUGUUUGAACACGCUAAAAGUGACUUUUAGACAAACCCACAUUGAGUUUUACUGCGUGCUUGUUGAGUCACCAUCUCAAAAUUUAGUUGAAAUAAUCUCUGAAAGUUGUGUUACAGUGAAAACUGUUAAGAUUAAAAAUUAUAACAGUAAUGAAGAAUUCUAUCAGAUGUCAUUUGAUUAAUUCAGAAACGAUAUCAAACGUUUUGUUGGUGGUAUAGUACAUUAUUGUCAGUGAUCUCCCCCGCUCCUUUAGUGAGGACAUGGGUGUGAGUUGAACAUUUGACGGUAAAGCCAUGAGAUCAACAGAAUGACCAUGGGGACCCCCAAAGAGCGCUUGAACAUGCUUCCAGUAUGGCAAAGAGAGGCGGCUGCCACUCCAAGACAGUGUGUGUGUUGUCAUUGUGGAGUGUUGAGGAGAUGUGGAGCCAUUGAUCAUAACGCUCAUGUAAUUGUCCUGCUACAAAACUGUUGGGGUCAGGAAAUGCAAGGAAACUGACAUCGGCAGUUUGAGAACCAAAUAAAACAUCCUCAAUGAAGGUUUGGGGCAAGUGCCGGUUAUAUGCUGUUAUCUCCUGGGACUGGCUAAUAGACUGUCCUGCGCAAUUGACCUGUUGGAUGUUAUGUAAGGAUACGGACAACAGGUAAAAAUCCAGUGUAGCUUGCCAGUCCGGAAUCGCAAUCUGAUGAACCUAGAGAAGGUUCAAGAUGGAGGAAUCAAUCCCAGGAGAUGACAGCCUGAGAAAUCCGAGUAACGAUUAGAAUCCCUUUCAGGACUGUCAGCAGAAGAUGGAAAUAAAACAGAAGGAAACACACGGUUGUUGGUUCAAUAUAAUUGGCCAUCAAACAAUUGAAUAGGUAAUGAGUUUUAAACUAAUGAACACGAGUAAAUUGAUAGGUCUAAAAAUUGUAAAUAUGUUUGUUGUUGGUAUAAUUAAAUUGUUUACAGCCACUGAAUUCCAUCAGAGAAGCAAACGGAAAUCAGAGAUUAAAGCAGUGGUUUCAGAGGUAGGUAGUUGUGAGAAGCAGCAUUUGGAAUACAGGUUAACAGCAUCAAUUGGCAAAAUGUCCUAGAUACCCACACUUGUAGGAUCGAGGCGCAGGUGGACAGGCCUGGAGGUCCUGGCAGGAGAUGCUGUGCAUAAAGAUUUCUCAACUUUUGCAACAGACUCCAAAACCUUUGUGUACUCUUUAUCGGCGAAUAACGCAAUGAAGAAGGCUUUGAAUUCUUUCGUUGAGAGACCCAUAUGUAUACAGAUUUCCUGUAAGGCUGCUCUGUAAAAACCAGCAAUUUUGUGUUGAGUAUCUUGGGCACAAUAUGUAAGUGCUUGGGCUAAAGCAUCAUAUUUGUCAAAAUCUACAUAGUCCUUAGUAGCAAGGAUAUGAAUCUUUUGGAUGAUUGACUCAAGCGAUGGUUGAUUUGACUCUUCAAGAGCCUUGAUGCGAGCUGUGAAAGUAGCAAUUUCAUCAGCCUACAGGUCAGGAGAAAAGGACAAGUGAGACUGAAACCAGAGGGGAACAGGAUAUAUUGUAUAUUAAAUGUCAAAGUAAAUGUAUAUGCUGCAAAUACAGAGCGUAACUAUUAACCUGCCUGUUAUAAAUCAAAAGGACAAUGACAGGGGUAAAUGAACAACCAAUAUUUAUAAGCAGGAAACAAAAUAUGGGGAGGACUAGAUUGGUAACGUACCAAUAUAAAGGAACAGGACUAAAUAGUUAAGCCGUGCACAUAAAAGGUCAAAUAAACUAGAAAUAUAGAUAGCAACAGGACGAUACUGUUGACCUGCGCCGAUAAGAUCAAACAAAGUAUAUAUAUGCAGGGCCAAACUGUUAACCUGCCUUAACACAGAAACAAGAUAUAGCAACAUGACUAAACUGUUAACCUGUGCUAACAAACAGCAAAUAAACUGUAUCAUAAAAAUUAUAGUAUGUGCAGGGCCAAACUGUUAACCUGCCUUAACACAAUGAAACAAGACAGCAACAGGACUAAACUGUUAACCAGUACCGAUAACAUCAAACGAAAGUAUAUAUAUAUAUGCAGGGCCAAACUGUUAACCCACCGUAACAAAGAAACAGGACAUAGCAACAGGACUGAACUGUUAACCUGUGCCGAUAACGUCAAACAAGUAUAUAUAUGCAGGGCCAAACUGUUAACUUGCUGUAACAAAGAAACAAGACAUAGCAACAGGACUAAACUGUUAACCUGUGCCAAAAACAUCAAACAAUAUAUAUAUAUAUAUAUAUAUAUAACAAAAACAAAACACAAGCGGGAAUAAGGUAAAAGCAAUAAAUAGAUAAAUGUUGUCAAUGUCUGCUACAGACAGGCAGGGACAGAUGCAUUAAACAUAGGAAAAGCGUUCUGGUAUUGAUGAAUGCUUUUCCUAUGUUUAAUGCCAUCUGUCCUUGCCUGUCUAUAGCAGACAUGACAACAUUUAUCUAUUUAUUACUUUUACCUUAUUCCCACUCGUGUUUUGUUUUGAUUAUUUUUUGUAGUAAUUGUCUUAGCUACCUGUAUAUUUUUUAAUUAUUAUAUUCUGUAAUGAGAUUUACAUAUUUUGUUUACACUUUGUUAUGAUUAAAUCCAUCUAAUUGGUUUAUUUUUUGUCAUGUGAUGCUUUCAUACUCUUAGUAUAAAAGCCUAUGCAUCCCCCCCCCCCAACCCUGCUACUAACUCUUGACAAAGGGCCUUCGCUCGAAACGUUGAGUUUCUGCUUGUUUUUUAAGGUAGUAAUAUAACCACUCAGCACAACAUUUUCACACACUAUCUACACUGGUACAGACAGUUUUAGUAUAUGUACAGGACCAAACUGUUAACAGAACUAAACUGUUAACCUGUGCUGAUAAAGAGCAAAGAAAGUGUAUAAUAUAGUAUAUGCAGGGCCAAUUAACUGUUAAGAAAGAACAGUACAUAUAGCAACCUGCGGCUGUGUUCGUAAACAUCAGAGAAACGAUAUGUAGAAUUGCAGGGACAAAUUUGAAUUGUUAAAAUGAGGGCAAUAACUUACACAACAACAAGGGUAAACUGUUAACUUGUGUUAAUAAACUGUUAAUCUAUUUAAAGAUAAAACUUACUGACCGUGGCAGAGCUGUGUUGUAAGCGGGGCUUAAUAUAUUAGAAUAACAAAAUAAAAUAUAUUCAGGGUCAAACGGUUAACGACUAAAGGAAAGAAUCGAAAAUAAGGUAAAGACAUAACUUAAAGUAAACUAAGUCACAAAGGGGACAAAAUUGUAGUCGAAGAAUGAAAGAUAUAGAAUCUUGGUGAAAGCGAUAGAGCAAUUAAUUUUACUUUGAGCAAACACAUUUGAAUGUAUAAAAGCAGCAUGAUAAUUUGCAUUUCAGACAAAGGUUACUAAGGCAUUGGACAAAGGAAACUAGGUGAGGCUUUUGGCUCAAAUAUUUACCAAUUUACCAAUUUCGAUUGAAGUGCAUAGUACUGAAAGUAAUAGUACAUGUAAAGGUAGACAAAUACAUAUAAAGAAUGAUACCGCAGGCUUAGCGGAAGUCAGUUGUUGGCUCCCUCAACAGGAUCGAUAAUUGCGGUCGGAUCAUCAUUUGGCUGAUUAGGAGGUUCAUCAUUUAGUGCUGGUGAAGUCUGAAGCAUUGUGAUGUCAGCAGAUGCAAUAGUACUGGCUGCAUGGAUCACUCGAGGCAGUGAAGUUGGUCAUUGUACCUCUGGAGCAUGUAAGACAGUUGUUGUCUGGUUGGCAGUUGCACAAAGACUGUAGUGAUGAGAUAUGGAUUCUCCAUUAUAUACGUGGGUGAGACCACUGACAAUAUUUCUUGUUGGCAAUCAAGUUCAAAUUGAAUGUUGCGAUCACAAAGUAACUUUGUGACAAUGACCAAUAACUCAGAUCUUCAAGAAGCAUUGCGGUGCUUGGCUCCACUACACAAUACAGAUAACACUUUUAGAAUGGUUAUUAAAAUGGACAAAUCGACGACUCCUGCAGCAUUUGAACAUAUCCGCUUAAAGAGUGCCCCAAGAAAAAGAAAUUUCCAAACAUCUCUUGGUUAUUUAGUUACCCUUGGUAAUCUAAUUAUUCUUGGUAAUCUAGUUAUCAUUGGUUAUCUACAAUUAGUUUCAAAAGUCUUGGGUCAGAUGCCACAAAACCUUUGAAUUUCAACAUACGCCAGUGCACUUAUUGACAACAUAUUUUCCAACAACUUCGUAAACCACGCUUUUAGUGGUUUAUUCUUUACAGACAUCUCGGAUCAUUUCCCUGUCUUUUCUGUUCUCAUGGAAGAAGUGAAAUGUGAGAAUAGGAAUUUGUGUUAAUUUGUUUGUGAUAAAAAUCAGGGACGCCGGAACGAUAAUAGGGCAAAGGGGGGCGGAUGCACACCAAGGGCACCUUUACUGAAAAAUUUUUUUUCACUGCAAAAUUUUUUGGCGAACUCCCCCCCCUGUCGCCAAAAAAAUUUCUGUCAGUGUACCAUUUUAGGGGCCAAAAAAUUUUUCCGGACAUACAAAAAUUUUCCGUGAAGCCAAAAAUUUUUCAGGAUAUCUUAAAUCACCAUUUCUUCAAAAUAUUUUUCUAAAUUCCAAAAAUUUCCCAAAAUUUUUAUAAAUAUAAACUAUAAAUUACCUAAAUUUCGUGAUUUUCCUACAAAAAGCAUCGUUGGAAAUGUGAUUUAUCACGUAUUAUUUUACAACUAAAAGGGCACUUCUGCCCCCCUGCCACCCCUAGCAAAAGGCAAGGGGGGCAGCCGCCCCCCCUGCCCCCCAGUUCUGGCGUCCCUGAUAAAAAUAUUGAUAAAUUUCAUGAGAAUUCAAGAAAUAUUGUUUGGUUCAAUAUUCCUGGAAAAAUUAUCCUCAAUAUGCGUAUAGUAUGUGUUUUUUGAUAAAUUAACAAAUACUUGCAAUUCUUGCUUCCCAUUAAAAAAAAUUAAAAUUUCAAAGCAUAAAUCAAGAAAACCUUGGGUCUCAAUGAAGAAAACCUUGGGUCUCACUCAAGUCAAUAAAGAGAAAGAACAAACUAUAUCGAAAAUAUAUGAACCAGCCAUGCAUUACAAUGAAAAUAAUUAUUUAGUGUUCAUGUUUCUUGCGAUUCCCCAAUUCACUUUUCUGUUAGAUUAAAAGAAAUUGCUGUUUUUCUGGCUGAAAAUCGCGCGACUUGAUUUGGACAAGAACUUGACUUGAAACAUAUGCACACUCCCUUAUGUUUUACAACAUAUUUUAUAUGUAAAACUCUUUAAAAACCUCUUCUUUUUCAUCCUUAAAACUUGCUGCAAAGUCCCAUAUUGUGACACUUUGCGGUUGUCACAGGUUUUGUAAAAAAAUUGAGUUUUAAAAUCGAAAAUUUUCGCAAACUUUUGAUCAAUUUUCUUGCAUGAUGUAUCGGUCGAAAGCCCGACUUUUGCACUUUAUACUUGUGACUGUUGCUAGGCAACCCGAUAAAUACGCACUAGACCAUUGUGCCUGGAAGUUGACGUGACGCCCAGGGUGCAUGAGGGCGCAAUGAGACUUACCCCGUUCCCAAUUCCAGGGUACAUGGGGGCGCAAUAAGACUUAAUGAGUUAAUUAAUUUAAUAGCUUAGCCCUUGUACAAAUAUUAAUUAUUAGCAAUUGGCAGGGAAUCUGCAACAGCGCAAGCCAAUUACUGCGGCCCUGUUAACACUUAACAACAACAAACAUGAUGAUAAUAUAGGAACAAGUUGUUUCCUUGUCCUCAGAAGCAAGUCAUAAGAUACUACUUCGACACUAAACCAACUUUUAAACUCAUAUAUAAAACAAGAGAAAUGAUUUAAACAAAGAAGACUGCUUGAGGACAACAACUAACUCUUUCCGAAACAUGCAACAAACGAAAACACAAUAUCUACAUGAAACACAAGAUCAGAUUGGUAAGACUCAGGGCUCGAAUUUUAUCGCAGCAAUUUACUUUCAUUGAUACUUGAAUUCAGAUGUUGAUCAAAUCAUGUGUAAAUCACUAUUUUAGUCUCAGUUUUCUUUGAAAAAAAACCACUAAAGAUAUAUGUAGACAUGUUUCUAGCUUGUCAAAAAUCCAAAGUAACAAAAUUAACGUUUUACUACAGUAAUUUGAAAAAUGCCGUGGAAACUGCCAAAAUUGCCAUAGACAGCUGUUACGUUCUACGGCAAUUUGUAACACCAUUGCCGUCGAUUGAUUUCAGGGAAAUUCAAGGCCUGGUAAGACUUCAAACACAAUUACACUUUAGACAGAUUGUUUUAUACGAACGAGGAUCGUAGGCUGGAUCGAUAUACCGGAUAUAUCCGAUAUACCGGUAUUUGUUUAGAUACCGGUUUGGCGAUAUUGACAAUUUAAAAAUACCGAAAUGAAACGCUAUUUCAAAUCAAACUUGCUUACAAUCACGUUUAGAAAGCAAAGUCAAUACUCACAGAUGCAUGAUUUUGUUCUUUGGCUUUGGUUUGGCAAUACAAAGACAUCUUGUUUAUUAAAUCGCCUUAAUCGGAAAUAUAAAAAUGAACAGCUGGGAAAUUUGUUGUCGCUGUGCAAAGAAAUUGCUGGCGCACGUGAUAUUUUACAAAAAUUCGAAAAUUUGAAAAAACAACACGAGUGAAAUUUCAACUUAUGAUAUUGCAUUUUUAAGAUGGCGAUCAAGGAAAUUAAAUUAUUGGAAAAAUUUCACUAACAUCUCAAGUAUGGAAAGCAUCUACAUUGCCAGCAGUUUAAUUGUGGAUUGAUUCAAAAUUCAGGCGAUAAAGUUACAUAGCUAGGAGUUGGCUUUUGUGCUCUUCGAAUAUCAGUUUUCAUUCGCGGAUUACUGCAACGUGUUGAUCUCAUGGGUGCCAAAAUCGACAUAAACGUAAACUGCUAACCAAGAGCUAUAAAACAAAUAGCUUUUCAAAAAGAUAAACAUUAUUCAGUCACAAGGAUGAGGGUAAAUAAACAUGCUACUGUGUGAUAGUGAUUUCGAAGCAACUUUGUCACAUAUAUUUUAAAAAGUGUGAUUAUGAAUCAAAUUUUGCAUUUUGCAAACCCAAAAAGGUAUGAAAAUUAUUUAAAUAUUUAAGGUUUCCGUGUUUAUACAGUAUUCUUUUGAGAAAAGUAAAAAUUUUCCCGAUAAAAAAGCAUAGUUUCUGCAGAAAACUGUUUUCUGAUAGAGAAGAUCCUGGGGGAGGGUGUGUAAAAGCGUGCGCAGAUAGCAAAAAAACCUUGACGAUUCCUCCAAAAAAUUAAUACCAAAUUUUGUUUUGCCUUUGUUUGAUAUGUAUUUUAAACAAGUUUUUUUACAUCUAAAAAUUGCCCCUAGUGGUCAAAACUUGGAUUAUGUUUGCAGUAUUGGCUAUUUGUUUACUUUUGGAGAUCAAAGUUUGAGGUCCAAUUAUUUUUAAAGUUUGCAAACUACCCAGCUAAUUCUUGGCUAUUGUUUGCAGCCUUGUAUGCUGAUUAAAAUUUAGUUUAGUCCACAAUAGUAGAUCCUUUCAAUGAAGGGAAAUUCAAAAUAGUAUAUUUGAUUACUUUUACAGCACAGUCAUUACAUAGGUAGGGUGCAAUACCAGGCCAAAUUGCAAAAAAAUUUACCGAUUCCUCCAAAUUUAAAAUCAUAUUUUUUUGCUCCCAAGGCACAUAGGAAACAGAAUUUAACAAUAAAUUUUGUUGAAAAAUUGCCCCUUUGCGUCUAAUUUCGCUUUGAAAUGCGUGCGUUUAAUGCUCUUGUAUGAAGCAAGAGUUCGAAAACAUUCGAAGAACUGUAAAAUGUAAUGAAAUCGACAACUUGACCUUGCCCUUGAGAGUUGAGAACCUUGUACUGUCUCAGGCUCAGCACUGAAAUGUUUUUUGACAACGAUAAUUUACCAGUGUUUCUUGCAUAUUUUCCCUAUUUAACUAGUAGAACCGAACAUGCAAGUGCAUCAGAAGACUAAGCGAGAGUUUUGUGUAGAAAUGCUCUGUUUACGGGAAGUUAUUUUGCAUUUGCAAGCGUCAACAAAAGCCGGCAUUUUCAGUUUGAUUAAUAUCAUGUCAAUAGAUAAAAGCUUUGAAAGUCCAGUUGAAAACAUUUUAAACCGCCUUAUUUGUGUAGAAUAUAUGUUAGUUGUAUUAACAUUGAACUUCUUUCUGUUUGAACCUAAAUUUGUACUUGUUUUGCGUUUGACAAGGCUGUUAAGCUCGCGACGAUUGGCAUUUAAUAUACCUCAGGCAUGACUGCAGAUUUAGCGUGUCAAAUGUCUUCUUGUUUGUGUCAAGAUUAUAAUAUUCUCUUGCUGUUCAAACGAGAUAUUCUAUACACUGGAAACAUAGAGUACAUUUUACUUUGUCUCAAGCAAAAAAAUUAUAAAGAUUAAACAGGCAUUCAAAAAUAUACAACAACCACGAACAUCUCAUUAUUUCUUCGGGUAAAUCUUCAAGUUUCAAUGGAAUCUGGCGCAUGUGCAACAAAUUUCCCAGCUGUUACAAAAAUGGCGAAAUUUUUGGAGGAAAAUUUCGACAAAAGAGAAAACAUUGAUUUUGGAAAGUGGAAGUACUAGCAUUUGCAAAGCAGCGAAAACCUUUUCUGGCUUUUUAAGUUUUUUUGUUGUUUUUUUAUCGGGCAGUAUAAGAAGGUAACUUUUUGUUGUUUUUAAUCUUAUUUAACUGACAUGCUAACUUGUUUAUGUGCUAGUUUUAAAAAUGCAACGUUUUUGUAUCUGCGAAGCAGAUAUAUAUGCUAUCGCAAACGUGCCGUACCGUAUGUUAGCACGUAGCCAUUCAGCGACGAGCUUAUAUAAUUUAAGCCAAUCUUAAUAAUUUAAGCCAAUCAGCAAUUUGUUUACAUCGAUUGUUUACAUCGUGCCCGCAUCUAACCUGCGAACGGGCAUACUUUAGCCUUGUCAGGCCUCGUGUAUAAAUCGUGUUAUUGUUUCAAAAAUAUCUUGAUAUUUUUGUCAAUUUAUCUUGAAUUGGCUGUCUUUUUAUUCCGAAGUUAUUUAUCAACAUGGAAUUUUAUCCUCAUCUGGUAAGUAGUCAAAUACCACAUAUUAUAUAUUUAAAUACCAACUUUGUGCAAAUAUAUGUCCCACAUAUUUUAUAAUACACGAGUUCGGCAAAUAUUUACUAUACUAUCUAUAGUUAAUCUUGCCGUAUCUUCGGCGUAGAGUUUACAUGGAAUGCACUCUGGAAUUUUUUUAUUAAUAUAUUACGCUGUAUAAAAUAUUGGAUAUUUUCGAGGAUAUUUUAAGCCAUUUAUCAACAUAGUUCACAAAAAGAUUUAUACAGUAUUAAAAACAAUCCUUCUGUGACUUCUGUAAUAUUUUAAAUAGUGAAAACAUUCUCAGGAGAUAUUGAAUUAAAUCCUGGUCCUGUAUUUCUGUAUAUUGACUCCAUAAACUCUGUUCAAAACAACAGUCCAACUAUAAAGCUGUCAUCAAAUGUAGUGUUAGAGCAAAGGUUGAAGAUGUUAUCAGUUAAAAUACUUAUACAUUUUGGUUUUACCCAUUAGAGUUAAUUAAACAAUAUUUUUACAAACAUUUUCAAAUAAAAGAAUCCUCACCCUCCCAAGCCUCAUUACAUUGUCAUUUUGCUUUCUAACAUAAAUAUUUUUCUUUAGAGAUUAAUACAAGAAUGAAGAAUAAAUGUACUGGAUAUUGGCUGGAUAAUUUUGUCAGGACAACAAACUUGCAAGACAAUCUUACCUAAAUUCAUUAGUAUGGAAAAUAAUUUAACAGCUACAAUGAUAUUAUAUGGUGGAUUUGAUCAAUGGCACACAAUGUACAAAACUAAACUUGUGAUACCUUCUACUCAAACCGAUAAUCUCCCACAACACGAUUGUUUUUGUGUGAAUGUGCUGUACGUGUUAAACCGAACAGUGUGGUACAUCAUUAACCAUGCACAGAACUGGAAUUUAAUUAUAUACUUCACUCACGACCUUCAAAACAUUCUCAAUUAUUCAGUGGUAUAUUUUGUGUAUGUUACUCAACAGUUAACAUUGGCAAGUGUAACAACAAGUGACAUAACUUUUGCUUCCUAUGAUUACAAUAAAGUUUUGAAAAUUUGAUGAGUAUGGAUUGAAUUGACAGGGGACAGUUUUCUAAAUAGCCGGCCGUGUAUAGACACUUUGAAUAUUGUUUGCAUGAAAUUUUUAUUUCCUGACUGCAUAAUUAUCUGUUACAAUCAUAAUCACAUUAUAAAGUUAGUUAAAUUUUCUUGUGGUGGGGGGGUGGGUUGUAGCACUUGCCCUGCUGCACUCCCCGCUGUGUACAGCCCUGUUUUAAAUCUUAUCUGCUAUUAUAAUAAGUGAUGAAAUAUUUCAAUUGUCCCAUGUCAUCUUCAUUAUUCAGUUUCUUUCAAGAAAAUACAAAAUGUGAAUCAAGUUUUUUUGCAGAUACAUGUACGCAUCGCGUACCUAUUUUUUAUGUUUAUAACUAUUAGCAGCUUACUGAAACACUAUCUGAAUUUAUAUACAAAACGAAUAUUUUUCUGAAUGAUUCAACACUUCGAUGCCGAAUCGACGGCCUACUAAUAAUUGCCGCUUAGCGCUGUUAAUUGUUAACAUAGCUUGAUAAUGCGAAUCUUGUGACAUUUGCACUAAUAACAGUAUGUACCACAUUAAUAUUUUGUCAAAACUUGACUUUUCGUGACGGUCAGCACCUCAAGUUUGACUUAAAAAAAAUGUUAAAAAUACCGGAAUACCGGUAUUCUGAUGGCGGUAUAUCGUCAACAUUGUAAGAAGUUCUUGAUGAAGUCAUAUAAUAUUUAUAAAGAAUAGACUUGAAUGUUGAUGGACCACAAGUCUCCAGUUUUAGUUCUUCCGCUAGAAUGUUCCAGACACAGGUUGUUUGUUUGAAGAAGGAUCGUUGAUGGGUGGUUGUUCUGUAUUUGGGUAUGAUGAACUUGGUGGCAGUACUGGUGGAAGAUCUUGUUGGUCUCGAGGUUCGUAUGAUUGGAAUGAGAGGUUUAACAUUCACCAGACCAUUUACUACUGUGCAGAAGAGGACCAUAUCCAAGUUAACAUGCCAAUAGCAAAUGGGUAGUAGGGACAGGGUUAGUAGUCUAGCGCUGUAGUCUGUAGUUGAGGUGAAAGGUAGUUCAAGGAUAAAUUUUGUCGCUCGCCUCUGCGUACAUUCUAUUUGCUGUAUUAGAACAACUGACUGCGGAGACCUUAUCUGCAUUGCAUAACCCCAAGUGAGGUCGCACCAGAGCCAAAUAUAGAAUGUGUCGCACCGCAGUGUUAUGGAUGUAUAACGUUGACCUUCUGAUAUAGCCCAGUAACUUAUUUGCUUUCGCCGACUGAUCGUAAACAUGUUUGUUCCAGGUAAGGUUAUUCUGGACCCACACUCCAAGAUCACAUUCACUGUUAAUUCGUUCUAAAUUUGAUGAUAGUUUGUAUGUUGUUAUUAGUGGCGUGAAUUUUGUGGUGAUGUGUUGGGCUUUGCACUUCAGCACUUCUUGUCGUUGAACGAGAGGCCAGACUCGGACGACCAAACUCGCAGGUUGUCCAGGUCAUUUUGUAGGUGUUCGCAGUCAUUGUUAGUUUUGAUGGUUGAAAACAGUUUUGUGUCAUAUUUGGAAAAUAGAAGACAAAUAGUGAAAUAUGAUCAAGUUAGGUAAAAUGAAAUUGUGAUUAGAAGUGAGGUUCCACAGGGAUCGAUUCUUCAACUCAAUUUUUGCUUCAUACAAAUGAUAUUGAACAGUGCAGCAAAUUACUUUCAUUCAUAUUAAUUGCUGACGACACUAAUAUAUUUUAUAGCAACAGCUGUCUUAAAUCGCUUAAUGUAAUCUUACAAACUGAAAUUAAUAAAGUUACAGAAUCGUUAAACGUCAAUAAAUUGUCUCUAAAUAUCGAAAAGACAAAAUUAAUUUUAUUUAGAUCUUCUAACAAAAUUAGUAUGAAUAAUUUUAUUUAGAUCUUCUAUUCAAAUUAGUAUGAACGAUAAAUGUAGAACAAGUUAAAACAGUGUCCUAGCAAGCUCGAUAAUUGGGGUGGGGCUCAUAUUCAUAUAUUUGUGUUCACAGACCAUAAAAACAAUCGAUUUCAAAAGAAAUUAAUAACUCAGAACACAAACAUACGAAUAUGAGCUUCUCCCCAAUUAUCGAGCUUGCUACAGCACUGGAAAAAUACAACAUUUGUUGGUAUCAUCAUUGAUGAAUGUCUGAGGUGGAAUGAUCAUAUAACUAAUGUUUCAAAAAACUCUUUGAAGUUUCCAGAAUAAUAGCUAACAUUAGACAUUUCUUAAAUCGAAAUGCUAUCAAACUAAUUUAUUAUGCAUUAGUCUAUCCAUAUCUGAUUUUUGGCAAUUUAAUUUGGGGUAGCACAUACAAAGCCCGAAUUAAUAUCCAGAAAAAAAUUGUAUGUCUAAUGACAUUUAAGUCGUACUUGGAACACACUGAAGCUUAUAUUCAAAGAAUUACAUAUACUAGAUAUUUUUAAAAUCAACAGUUAUUUAACUGCUUUAUUUAUGUUUCGAUAUCAUCAUCUUAAAAAUUUACCAGAAUAUUUUACUAACUACCCUUACUAAACUGACAGAUAUGUGGCAGAUAUAUGUCACAGUUCUGAAAAAUAUCUGCAAAAUAUAUGUACGAAAGUAUCUGUCACAUAUCUGCACCAUGGGAAUUUGGCCCAAUAAUAUAUCUGUCACAGUUAUGUGACAGUAUAGUUUCCCUACAGAUAAAAUUAUCUGUAUAUUAUCUACCAAGCAGAUAUGUUACAUAACUGCCACCAAGUGAGUUUUAUUUCUUGCAUAAAACUAUUUCCUCUUCCUGCAACAUCAAGUUGCUGCAACUGUACCUCUGUAAUAAUUUAAUACGAUGAAAUACUAGAUCAGAAUAUUAAAUGUAUUUAUUAGUAAAUAUAUAAUUAUAGGUUACACAUGUAGAUAAAUUUAAGACUGUACAAUCGGUCCUACUAAAUACUGCCCGGAGCGCCCGGGGACGCCCGGGAGCGCGUGAGAACGCCCGGGGAUAUACAAAGUUGUAUAAAUCAGUUCACGAUACUUUUUGAGUCUCUAUGAGGCAUUAUAUUAAUGAAAAAUAAUAUUAAAAGUGAUUUUCAAACAGCCUAGCAACAAGCGGUGAAGCGCAGUCGCCCACGCAGGAAGUUGUGCGAAACAUGAGAUUAUAUUUAUUAUAAAUGUAAAUAUUUGCUGUUAUUUAAAUUAAACUAAAGUUAAAAUAAAAAUUAAGACUAGUUUUGUUUUAAUAUAUCACUUGCUGAGAACAAGGCAGUUGUUGUUUGCUGUCGUUCAAAAAAAUGUUGUCAUCAAGAUUACUGAGAUCUGUACGUAAAAGUCAAAAACAAAAAAAGCUAUAAACUAAAAAGAGAAGAUGACGAUAUAAAUCACAAAACUAUUUUCCCAGACUCAGAACGAAAACAAAAACAUUUCGGGGAUCCGAGGACUUUGGAAUUUCCUUUUUAUUUAAACAAAGCUAAGUUGAAAACUCGCCUUUUUAACCCGCCAAGUGACUACCGCCUUUAUACUCGCAGUCUUCCAGCAUUCCGCGUAAACAAAAACACAAUGGCUGGAUAACUCAUAAAAACAUUCCACGUAAACAAAAACACAAUGGCUGGAUGACUCAUAAAAACAUUCCGCGUAAACAAAAACACAAUGGCUGGAUGACUCAUAAAAACAUUCUGCAUAAACAAAAACAAAAACUCAAUGGCUGGAUAACUCAUAAAAACACUUCGCGUAAACAAAAACGCAGUUUUUUCAGCCUUUAUUGAUUAUAUCGGCUCCUGUAGAAGGGGGUCUAGUUUAAUAGAAUAUGUUUUAGUCUAGUUCUUGCAAGUAAGUAAUAUCUCUUGCUGCAAUAUCAGUAACAAUAAUAAUGUCGAAAAUGUGCUCGGGCUAGAUGAGUCUUGUAACCAUGAAGCUACCAAGCAGGGUUUGUCAGAAGUAGAAAUUACAUCUUUUAUACUUGAUGCUGAAAAUAUUGAGUACUAUCUAAUGGGUGACCUGAAUUGUGAUCUCAGCUCUACUGUCCUAGAUCAUAGUUCAAGGCUGCUCAUUGAUAUUGCUGAACUAUACAAUCUUUCCUCCGCUGAUAAAUGUGCCCACUCGAACCACAGAUUCCUCCUCUACGUUGAUAGAUCAUAUCUUUAUAAAUACUCCCGAUAAAGUAGUUUGCUCUGGUGUCUCUCAUGUUAGUAUAAGCGAUCACAGUCUCAUUUAUGCUUUUCGAAAGCUUUCUGUUAGUCUGCCAACAAGGGGUCAUUCAACGGUAAACUAGAGAAAGUUUAAAAACUUCGACUCCAUCAAAUUUCGUAAUGAUAUUAGUCUACAAAAUUGGAGCCAUAUUACAGAACCCGAAAAUCCUAAUGAUAUGUGGCAUGCUUGGAAAAACUACAUUCAAUUGUCUUCUUGAUAAACAUGCCCCACUUUGUACAAAACGUGUCAAUGCUUCUAAAUUGCCUUGGAUUACGUAUCACCUGAAGGACGAAAUGCACAAAAGAGAUAUUCAAAAAAUCAAAGCGAUUCAUUCCAACAACCCUCAGCAUUGGUCUUCAUUUAAGAAAAUGCGUAAUUCAGUUAAUCACAAAAUCAUUUGUGCUAAAGAAACUUAUUUCAAAAAUGCUUUCUGUGAAAAUAAAGGAAACUCUAAAAAGACUUGGAAUAUUAUCAACGAACUUACAUCUAAGAAUCGAAAAAGUGCUCAAAUUACCGAAAUUAAUUUGAACGGUCACUUAAUUAAUGAUUCUAAUAAAAUUGCUGAUGCAUUUAAUGAAUAUUUUUCUAACAUCGGCCUCAAACUUGCAGAUAACAUAGACUUCAAUGAAGGCAACCGGUCCUAUCACGAAUAUUUAUCUGGUCUAAAUACUAAUACGACGUUUCAAUUGAAAGAAGCAAAUUCCUUAACAGUUUCUGUACUUUUGUCCAAACUAAGUAGGUCAAAAGCAACUGGCUUGGACAAAAUCUCCACUAGAUUACUUCGAGAGUGCCCUGAUUUAAUUGCCGAACACCUUAGUCUCAUCUUUAAUCGUUCUAUUAUCACAGGCAUAUUUCCCAAUGAGUGGAAAUGCGCAAAAGUUUUCCCAAUUCACAAGCAAGGGAAACGUAAUUGCGUUGAUAAUUAUCAUCCGAUUUCCAUUAUCCCUGUUGUGGCUAAGGUUUUUGAAAGGAUAAUUUAUGACCAGUCACAUUUAUAUCUAUCUGAAAAUAAACUCCUAAAAUAUCUAUUUGAAAAUAAACUCCUUCGAAUAGUCAUUUUCUUCAAUGUGGAGUUCCCCAGGGAACUAUAUUAGGUCCACUUCUAUUUUUAAUCUACAUCAAUGACCUGCCUAAUUGUCUGGUACAUUCCUGUGCACGUAUGUUUGCUGAUGACACUAAUUCGACAUAUGCAAGUAAUAAUAUUUACGAUAUCAAUCAUAACUAUAAUGAAGAUCUUGCCCAUGUCAGUGAAUGUUUAUCAGCAAAUAGGCUUACUUUAAAUCAAACUAAAACUGAAUUCAUGUUGAUUGGCUCCCAUCAAAGGAUGAAUACUUUUCAUGCAACUCCUUUUUUAGCAAUCUAUUAUAUACAUGACAAAAUUACUGCAAUCUGAUUGGUUAAGAGGAGUGCAAUUAUUUCAUUAAUUGCACUCUCAAGGAGUGCAAUUAAUGAUUUUCGUGAUGGCUGGGGGGAGCGGGAAAUCAAAACAACAAAAUCCAAUAUGGCGGCGAAAUUUAGAUAAGUAUUUCUAACAAAUGUGGACGAAUUUAACUGAAUUUUGGCACAAGAAUGAGUUUAAGAAACAUUGUAUGGCAAAAAGAGCCUGUGAAAAAUACCUGGAAAGAGUCUUAAGAAAUAAUCUUGGCAGGAUGCAGCGAAAC
Messenger RNA from Paramuricea clavata, 42167 nucleotides. The record is from the annotation of a GenBank genome assembly. NCBI's taxonomy places the organism in Eukaryota, Metazoa, Cnidaria, Anthozoa, Malacalcyonacea, Plexauridae.